CAUCUGGCUGCCUGUCUAUAUAUGUGCUGGCUGACCUGACUUGUCCCUCGUCGACAGAGUGAGCAGGAUCCCAACCAAUCGAGGCAUGGAGCAAUAGCUAACCGCCUGCCAAGAACACGAGGCAGCUGCCGCAUGAACCAAGCUAGCUCGGUUUCGCCGAUGGACAUGGAGAUGGAGAAGAAGGCCGCGUCGUCGGCGCUCCAGAGGAGCCUCUCCGCCGUCACCUACUGCUGCGGCGCGUGCGGGUACGACCUGCGCCUGCGCUCGUCGGACCGGAACACGGCGGGCAUCGUGGGCGGCGGGUACGGGCGCGCGGCGCGGCGCGGGGUGGUGGCCUUCGACGCCAUCGACGACGCGCGGUUCGGCCACGCCGACGAGUUCCGCUGCGUCGACGUACGCGCGCGCAGGCUCUUCGUGCGCCGCACCCGCCUCCUCUGCCGCAAGUGCGGCGCCACCCUCGGCUUCGGAUACGACGACCGCGCCCGCGGCGCCGCCAGCAGCUCCCCGCGCUACGACAUCAGGAUCCGCGCGCUCCAGCCUCUGGCCGCCGCCGACGACGACGGCGACGGCACGGCCGCCUGGCCGCCCGCGCCGUCGUCGGACGGUGCCUGACGGGUUCCCCGUUCCCCCGUCUGCUCGACUUCAACGCUGUGAAGAUUCUUGUCUUGCCUUGCUCCUUUCCAGUGACGCGUUUGCUGCUGUUUUUUUUCCUUGCAAGUCGCCGUCGCCCGUGGUUUUGUCCGCAAGCAGCUCGCUCGCUUGCAUCUCAAGAAAUGUACAAAUUGGGGGUGUCUUUUUCGGACGAGGCUCCGCUGCAGUUGGCCGCCGUGCAGUUGAGUCACUGCGUGUGGGGCCUGCACGCGUGGGGCCCACGUGGAAGUGACCCAACUGCAGGGGAGGUAACUGCA
Panicum virgatum (switchgrass) is the source of this 908-nucleotide messenger RNA. RefSeq lists its product as uncharacterized. The transcript has 2 exons. Bases 133 to 612 code for a protein of 159 amino acids. The record is from RefSeq and is a predicted model, not a curated record. NCBI's taxonomy places the organism in Eukaryota, Viridiplantae, Streptophyta, Magnoliopsida, Poales, Poaceae.